AUGGCCGGACCCCCAACCCGGAUCCUUCAGACCCUCUCUGCCCAGCAUCCGGUCCUCACGGCGCCUUUCUCUCCCCAGGUUCUUUCGGAGCACGGCUAUGGCCUGAUCACAACCGACAUCCGGGAGGGCCAAACCUUCUACUACGCGGAGGAGUACCACCAGCAGUACCUGAGCAAGAACCGCGACGGGUACUGCGGCCUCGGGGGCACCGGCGUGUCCUGUCCGCUGGGUGUUAUUCCAAAAAUUUAUAUGUGGGAGCCCUGGCCUCCAGUGUGGCUAUAUUUGGUGAUGGGGCCCAAUAACUAUGAGAAGUAUGUGACAUGUGGCCAAAGAAAAAGUAGCAAACCUGAGAAAUCAGAAACUUUGGAAAUCAUAGGCGGGGAACCUGCAGACCUUACAGAUUUUCCAUGGCAGGUGAGUAUUCUUUACCACGGGAAACAUCUCUGUGGAGGAUCGAUCCUCAGCAUGUGGUGGAUUUUAACUGCGGCCCAUUGCUUCAUAAACAGAAGUAAAUCUGGCCUGGAGAUUAUACAUAGUGAAAGAAAUGUUGGCACCAAGAACUCGAAGAGGAUGAAAGUGGACAAGCUAAUUACUCACCCUUAUUUUGACAGCUGGUUCUUGGACAAUGACAUUGCUUUGCUCUUGCUCAAAUCUCCAUUUAAGUUGGAUGCCCAGAAAGUACCCAUCUGUCUUUCAGAGGUCACUGACAUAGAGAGAUGGCGAAACUGCUGGGUGACUGGAUGGGGUAUUACCAGUGAGUUACUAUAGCCCAACCCACUGAACAAAGUCAACAUCAACUUGGUCAAACGGGAAAUGUGCUCCUCUGUUAUGCCUGUGCUCACCAAGAACAUGCUGUGUGCUGGGAACACUCAAGAAGGGAUGGACUCCUGCCAGGGUGACAGUGGGGGGCCUCUGGUUUGCCAGAAAAAAGACAACCAAAGCGUAUGGUACCAGGUGGGCAUUGUCAGCUGGGGAGAGGGCUGUGGCCGGAAGAAAAAGCCUGGAGUGUAUACGAAGGUGUCUAAUUAUCUGUUAUGGAUUAACAUGGAGACCACACUGUCAGGAAGGCCCUACGUGCAUGAGCCAGACUCUGGAUACAGUUUGCUUCAAUCACCCUGGGCCAUCUUGUUACUCUAUCACCCGGUCCAGAGCCCCAUUAAAUACUGUUCUGGGCUCUCAGAGAUCAUGUGGAAAAAUGCUAUGAUUCAGGAUCAGGAAAUCAUUGAAGUAGAAACAUCCUAG
Molecule: messenger RNA, 1242 nt
Organism: Neomonachus schauinslandi (Hawaiian monk seal)
Lineage: Eukaryota; Metazoa; Chordata; Mammalia; Carnivora; Phocidae
Product: serine protease 52-like
Exons: 7
Biological process (GO): proteolysis
Molecular function (GO): serine-type endopeptidase activity; peptide-methionine (S)-S-oxide reductase activity
Source: RefSeq, a predicted model, not a curated record